Messenger RNA from Suillus subaureus, 941 nucleotides. RefSeq names its product ribosomal protein L4 domain-containing protein. NCBI's taxonomy places the organism in Eukaryota, Fungi, Basidiomycota, Agaricomycetes, Boletales, Suillaceae. Gene Ontology annotation, molecular function: structural constituent of ribosome. Bases 29 to 907 code for a protein of 292 amino acids. Gene Ontology annotation, biological process: translation. Gene Ontology annotation, cellular component: ribosome. The record is from RefSeq and is a predicted model, not a curated record. The transcript is spliced from 3 exons.
AGAUUAUAAUCAAGCUCAACGGUUCCCAAUGCUUUCUGCUCUGCGGACAUCACUGGCAGGGCAGUCUUCGCAAGCAAUAUGUCGCAGGCGAAUGGCGACAAUUGCGCCCACCUUGGUUCAAUCAAAGCCGACUAUUUCUUCACAAAGCAAACACACAACUCGCAAAGCUACUGGUCCAAUCAAACCGGUGUAUUUGACAUUGUCGAGUUUUACUGCCAAGUCGAAUAGUGCCAAGAAAGCUGUUGCUCUGGACCCGACGGUGUUCGACCAUCCUAUCCGGCGAGAUAUUCUGCAUCUUUGCGUCGUGCACCACCUUGAUUCUCUUCGCCAAGGAACCGCUUCUACUAAGACGCGAGCUGAGGUCGCCGGUUCGCGUCGCAAAAUUCGUCCACAGAAGGGAAGCGGCAGAGCUCGCCUGGGAGACCGGCAGAGUCCGAUGUUGAGAGGUGGAGGUGUCGCUUUUGGUCCCAAGCCGCGAGAUUUCAGCACGAAACUUAAUCGCAAAGUUAUUCAGAUGGGCAUGCGCGUGGCUUUGACGAUGAAGCUCCGGGAACAACGACUGGGUGUCUUGCAGCGGAUUAACUGGUGGUCACACAAGACUGCUACCCUCAGCUCAAGGUUAGCCGGACUCGGAUGGAGAACUGGUACCUUGUUUGUCACCGGAGAAUCCGAGGUACCGGCAAGAAUGAGGUUGGCAUCGAGGAACCUUCGUGGGAUAGAGUGCAAAACUGUAGCAGACUUGGUGGUUUAUGACAUUGUGAAGUGGAGAAGGGUUGUACUUGACCUCGCCGCUGUCGACACGCUGGAGCGAGCGCUCGGAAAGGGCUUGUUGGGAAUUGCGGAUUCGAAUAGGGUGGUUUCUGAUGUUGCGCACUCAUCUGUGGAGGGUGUUGAGACAUCCACUUAGACUCAUAAUAUAUUUUAUUCUGGGCAUAUCAAGU